UAUGCAGUCAAACAAAACUUUAAAUGUCAGAUUAUCGACGGACGAACACGUGAUUUUAACAUCAAUACACACAAUCCAAAUCUGCUUUGUGGAUUUAAAAAGAAGUGGAUAAAGAUUUCAACAUAGCUGUUUAUUUACCUAACGAUGGCUUGAUUUGUUAUCUAAAGAUCCGCUGAUGGUCUGGAUCAACGAAUCAUAAGAAUUGAUAUUGCAUUUUAUUAUUUUCUGACGGUAUUAUUCAAGACAAUUGUUUUAACAAAUUAAUGUUAAAUUAACUAGUUUGUGUUAUUUGUGCGAAACAUAUCUGGAAGCAAAUGAUUUAGACAUAUUUUCAAAGACAUCGAUAUUAGAAUUUGGAUACAUAUUAUCAUUUUUGUUUAAAAAAUGUAAAGUCGUAAAAUGAUUAAAUAAGAAUGACAUCUUUUGUACAAGUGACAUCUUCCGCGCCUAGUAAUAAUAAUAAUAACAAGAUAAAGACAAGACAGAAGCGAUCGUCAAUAUUGUCUCCUCUGCCUGAAGACAGCGAUGAAGAAGAGCCAAAAGCACCAAAACCUCCAACGUUAGACGAUUUCAUUCCUACAGGGCAGAGGAUAUUUCUCACGGAGGAACAUGAUAGUUUUGGAGACGAUAACGGCAACGGUCCAGAAGUGUGUUCCGACGAAAUUACUCUUAAUGGACUUAAUGGUGAUUGUUUUAUUGAAGAUGAAUUUUUAGAAGGAGAAUUUGUUUCGGAUGAUAGUUCUGUGCAAUCUACUGAUGAUGAUUAUGAUACAGAUUUAGAGGUCAACGAAGAAGAAUGGUUACAUCCUUCCAAGAACGACUAUCAUGACACAACGGGGAAGAAAAAAUACAUGAAAGUGUGUAGUGACAUGGGGAUACAUCCUGUGUCAUAUAUUGUGAAUAACUUAGAACAGAAAGAACUCAAGCUCCGAUUUCACGGUCUUGAUCAACUUAGUAUAAAAGCAAUAUCUAUACCUCUAGAGACAAAUACAAAUGUAGAAAUAUUAAACUUACAAGGAAAUGGAAUAGAUCCUCUUGGAGCUAGAUGUUUAUGUAGGGUUCUCCGAGAGAAUCUCUUUUUGACAGAAGUGGUGCUAUCUGAAAACAAGAUUGGAACGGAAGGUGCUGUGGCAUUAUGUCAAUUUCUUAAAGGAAAUCGCAACUUGAUUAAAGUUGACCUUACAGAUAACGAAAUUGGAGAUUCUGCUGGACAGAGCUUCUACGAAGUGUUGAAGGGUAACAAGUCAUUGAAAGAAUUAUUACUUUGUAAUAAUCACUUUGAAGAAAAUGCCGCUACAUGGUUCAGAGAUGGUUUGUCAGAAAAUGACACGUUAGAAGUUAUUGAUUUAGGCUGGAAUCCGUGGAAAACGAGAGGAGCAGUAUGUCUGGCCGAAGGGUUGGCGGAAAAUGUUGGACUACGGCGUGUUCGGUUUGUAAUGGCAGGUUUAGGAAAGUUGGGUGCGCAGGCAUUAAUGGAUGCCCUACUACAUAACAGGACUCUACAAGAGCUGGAUAUCAGCUAUAAUAGGAUACCAGUAGAAGGGGCAAACUGUAUAGCUUCCGGUCUGAAGAAAAAUGAUACUCUUAAAAUAUUAAAAAUAGGAAAUAAUCCAUUUGAUGCAGACGGUGCCAUGGUAAUACUGGAAGCCGUCGAAAGUAAUGAAACAUGUGCAAUAAAUCUUCUAGACUUUAGUAAUAUCAUGGUUAAAAUAGAAUUUAAAAAAAUACAGGAUAGACUCAUGACUGAGCGAAAUAUGAAAAUUACAAACGAAGGCGUUCUUCCCGACACACAAACGGAUCCAGAAACAUUUGCAAAAUUGACUGCUUUCCGUAAAGACCCAAUUGAAGCUUUCAAACGUCAUGUUUAUAAUUGUGGCGUCAAUCUGUGUGAUGUGUUUAAUGUGGAUAAUGAUCUGAAACUCUCCGUCGUAGAUUUUAAAGAUUUAAUAAAGGGUGCUGGUAUUGAUAUUCAAGGACCGUAUUUCUCUUUUCUGAUGAAAGUUUUAGAAGAAAAUGGAAAUGUUAAUUACUGGCGUUUAUUUGAUAAAAAUGCCAACGACGAAGUUAUGGAAACUGGGAAACCAGGAAAACCAAGUGUUACUAUAAAAAUCGUCGAAGAACCGCGACCAAAGGGAAAGAAAUCGGCAAAAGACAGAAGUGAUUCAGCUAAAUCAACCAAAAAGAAAAAGAGUAAAGAUAAAGCAAAGAAAAAAUGAUAGUUUGUGUCAAAAAUUCAUUCCCCUAAUCAUUUUACUCAUUUGUGCCAUACAAAUUCAUCAGUUCAUUUCAUAUGUAAUUACAUUAUCUGCAUUUAUUACAAGGUUAUGGCUUCUUACAAUGCUAUGUGAUUAUAUUAUGAUAGUUGUUGAUAUAGUAUUAAUUAAACCAAAAUGAAACACA
Molecule: messenger RNA, 2400 nt
Organism: Mytilus californianus (California mussel)
Lineage: Eukaryota; Metazoa; Mollusca; Bivalvia; Mytilida; Mytilidae
Product: leucine-rich repeat-containing protein 74B-like
Exons: 12
Coding region: 414-2216 (600 amino acids)
Molecular function (GO): protein binding
Source: RefSeq, a predicted model, not a curated record